AUGGAGCAGGAGAACCCACCGCAACCCACUGGGCUGGAGAACCAGUUGCGCAAUAUGAUUCUCGGCAACGUUAGCAUAGCUGGUGGACAGUCUAGCCAAGAUGUCCCCUCAGCAUAUCGUGGACGCGGGCGAGGCCAAGGGCGUGGACGUGGGCGUGGGCGUGGAGGUUUCCACGAUACCGCCAAUAACGUCAAUAGCAAUGGCCAGAACCACCCCACGCCAGGUCAAGCUCAGGGAUGGCGUACAAACGCUACCGCCAACACGGCUCCAGCUCGAGGGGGUGGAAGAGGAGGCUAUAUCCCUAACCAGCGGUAUCAACAACCUACGGGAAACGCCUUAAAUCAGCAAGGUCUAAACUCGCCUCAGAACGGCUCACCAGUAGAUCAUCGGCAGUAUUCCUCGCGGCCUUUCAGGCCUCCCUACCAACAGCAGAAUCUGAAUGCAACUGGUACGCCACAUUCACAAACCCCUAGAAUCCUCCAGCGACCCCAUGACAACGUUGCACUGCCAGGUCAAGUUACAGUAGGCCCAACGUCAUCAUCACAGCGUCCUCGUCCGCAAGGUUCAUAUGCACCACGAUCCAUGAAUCAGCCACGGGAGAACCCUAUGGCUCAGAUUGAGCAUCUGGACUCAGUUGCGGCAGAAGAGAUUCCGAAGGUAGAGAUGUCCAUGUCCGAGUUGGACGCCAAGGAAGAUUUUCGAAAAUACUUGGAAACGAUCAUGCAAAAGGCCUUUGCUCGAGACUACACUGGUGACAUUGCGACCAUUUCCUUGGUAGGCUUUGGAAGUUUAGCUUCAGGCUUUGGUAUGCCCGGCUCAGACAUGGAUUUGGCUGUAGUACCAGAGUGGAAAGAUCCAGCCAGAGCUAGUGAUAUCACGAUCGACCGCGGUAUUCCUCGUCUAUUGGAACGAGCGGUCCUCGACGCCAAGCUCGGUGGCCGUCUGCUGACGAGGACAAGAGUGCCCAUUUUGAAGAUAUGUCAGACACCGACCGAGACCCUAUAUAGAGCUCUCGCUGAGGAACGCCAGAAGUGGGACGAACUCCCAGAAGAGGAGAAGUAUCCUUCAGACCUACCACAAGAACCUACUCAGCCACCAAAGCCGCUGGUGGAUGCCGAUGGAUCGAAGGCUCCAGACCUGGCGGCGCAAGUAGACAGCUCCAACUUUGGUGACGACUUCCCUACCUUGGGGGCUGCGGCGACAACAAAGAAACGACAAAAAGCUCCCACAAACGCUGAGGUGCCCCAGGAAAACUCUUCUGUCCUAGCCACCAAGUCAGAGGAUAAGAUCAGCGACGGGACUGAAGAUAAGACCAAGAGAGAUCAGCAUCAUCGUCACGAGAAGCAGUGGACACGAGAGAAGGUUGUGGGUCCUCUCGACUUCCCAAAGACAGGUUGCGGAAUUCAAUGUGACAUUAACUUCGAGAACCCGCUCGGCAUCCACAACACCCAUAUGCUUCGAUGCUACUCGUUAACUGACCCGCGUGUCCGACCCAUAGUUCUCUUUGUCAAGUCUUGGGCCAAGCGACGUAAAGUCAACAGCGCAUACUCCGGUACUCUCAACUCGUACGGAUGGGUGCUCAUGGUACUGCAUUACCUGGUCAAUAUCGCGCAACCACCAGUAUGUCCGAACCUUCAGCUCUCCGUCCCGCUCCCAAGCGACGCAGAAGCCCUGGAGCAGUUCUUCAAGCAUACAACUAUUGCAGGCUAUGAGGUACGUUUCUGGCGCAAUGAACCGGAAAUUAUGCAAGCCGCAGAAGCUGGUCGCCUUUCGCAAAAUACACAGUCCAUCGGUUCAUUACUACGUGGAUUCUUCCAGUACUAUGCUUCUCUUUCUGGGUACGGCUAUGGACCUAAACCUCCCCAGUUCUACUGGACUAACGAAGUCAUCUCCCUUCGGACGCCUGGCGGUAUCUUGUCGAAGCAGAGCAAGGGUUGGGUGAGCGCAACAACCAAGAUUACAGCUGAGAAGAAGGUUACCAACCGGUACCUCUUCGCCAUUGAAGAUCCUUUCGAGACCGACCACAAUGUUGCAAGGACAGUCACUCACCGUGGUAUCGUCGCUAUUAGAGACGAGUUUAGAAGAGCAUGGAGGAUACUCAAAGCCAUCGGACAGGACACAGAGCCUGAAGGCGGAAUCUUCGACGAGGUCGUGGAGCAACCGCCUAUUCCGAAACCCGAAGAGGUCCAAAAGGGCAAUAUCGAGAAUCUUGGUGUUGAUGGGGAGACGAAAGGUGAAGGAGUCCAUCAAACGAUUGGAGUGUAA
Molecule: messenger RNA, 2265 nt
Organism: Alternaria postmessia
Lineage: Eukaryota; Fungi; Ascomycota; Dothideomycetes; Pleosporales; Pleosporaceae
Exons: 1
Coding region: 1-2265 (754 amino acids)
Biological process (GO): RNA 3'-end processing
Molecular function (GO): RNA uridylyltransferase activity
Source: RefSeq, a predicted model, not a curated record